This is a messenger RNA of Brassica napus (rape), 2044 nucleotides long. Its product is annotated as fatty acyl-CoA reductase 6, chloroplastic-like. Gene Ontology annotation, cellular component: intracellular membrane-bounded organelle. Bases 312 to 2042 code for a protein of 576 amino acids. Gene Ontology annotation, molecular function: alcohol-forming very long-chain fatty acyl-CoA reductase (NADP+) activity. Lineage: Eukaryota; Viridiplantae; Streptophyta; Magnoliopsida; Brassicales; Brassicaceae. Gene Ontology annotation, biological process: suberin biosynthetic process; long-chain fatty-acyl-CoA metabolic process. The record is from RefSeq and is a predicted model, not a curated record. The transcript has 7 exons.
GAGCGGAAAUUAUCUCUUACAGUAUGUGAAACAUUUUGAGUCCAUGACCCUUUGCUGGUGGAAGGACGUUAAAACAUGCUCCUCUGCUUACCUAUGAGUCAACAUUGGACCCCAAGUAAAUAAAUUUAUUUUACCAAAAAAAAGUAAAUAAAUUUAUGGGUUCACCAAUGGAUUCAACUAUGUGACAUCUUACUGGAGACCUAACCGCAUUAACUUCCUUUGUAAUUUUUUCUAUAUAUAUUCUCAUUCCCACACAAAAGCCUUCCAUAAAAAGGAAAAACUAAAAGUUUCACAUUUUUCUUCUUCUAAAGAUGGCAAUGACAACAAAUCUGCUGGCCACAAGCAAGGCCGUCAAGUUGCAUGGUGUCCGCUUCUUCUCCUCUUUCCUCAGCAGACCGAACCACUUCUUGGCUUGCCGUUUGCCACAGUCGAUCACACGUAGAGUCCAAACUUCUUGUUGUUAUCGUGAAACAUCGUAUAAAUCGCCUGAGCCAGAACCAAGUAGUGUCAGUGAUGGAGUUGGAAUCAUCCGUUUCUUGAAAGGAAAAACCUAUCUUAUUACCGGUGCAACGGGUUUUCUUGGUAAAGUGCUGAUUGAGAAAUUAUUGAGGGCAAGUCCUGGUAUUGGGAAGAUAUUCAUUCUGAUAAAGUCCAAAGAUCAAGAAUCAGCCAACAAGAGACUCUAUGAUGAGGUUUUGUUUCCAGUCUCAUCCUUACUAUUUUUAUUUUCUUUCUUUUUUUCCUUUCACCAAAUUAAAUUUGUAUCCAUUUGUUCCACGCAGAUCAUAAGCUCGGAUCUGUUCAGUCAUUUGAAGCAAAUGCAUGGGAGAUCUUAUGAAGAAUUUAUGAAAAGCAAGUUGAUUCCAAUAAUUGGAGAAAUUGGAGAAGAAAAUCUGGGGAUCGGAUCUGAAGUAGCAGCCAAUAUUAGUGGCGAGAUUGAUGUCGUUAUCAGCUGUGCAGGUCGCACGACAUUUGACGACAGAUACGACCUUGCUAUAAAUGUCAACGCUCUUGGACCUGGUCGGCUCUUGAGCUUUGCCAAAGACUGCAAAAAACUGAAACUCUUUCUCCAUAUCUCAACUGCUUAUGUGACUGGCAAGAAAGAGGGAACAGUACUAGAGACUCCUCUCUGCAUUGGAAAAAACAUAACUUCUGACUUGAACAUCGAACAUGAGCUGAAAUUAGCUUCAGAAGCUGUGAGAAAGUUGCAUGGCAGUGGAGAAAUCAAGAAGCUGAAAGAACUUGGUAUCCAAAGAGCUCAGCACUACGGCUGGGAAAACACUUACACGUUCACAAAAGCAAUGGGUGAGACAUUAAUCCAAACCAUGCGAGAAGAUGCGCCUGUAGUGAUCAUAAGGCCUAGUAUUAUAGAAAGCUCUUACAAGGAGCCUUUCCCUGGCUGGCUCCAAGGAAUAAGGAUGAGUGAUCCAAUAAUCUUGGCCUAUGGCAAAGGCCAGAUCUCUGGCCUCUGGGGAGAUUCUCAAUCUUUCGCGGACAUUAUACCUGUUGAUAUGGUUGUGAACGCAACAAUAGCAGCAAUGGCAAAGCAUGGUUGUGGAAACUCCGAUCUCAAAGUUUACAACGUCACUUCUUCUCAUGCGAAUCCCCUACGAGUUGGCGAGUUGAUGGACCUCUGUUAUCAACAUCUGUAUGACUUUCCAUUGACAGUGAUAGACUUAGCGCGAAUGAAAUUCCACAGUUCCUUAGAGAGCUUCACCUCCUCUGUAUUCGACAUAAUAGCAAAACAGGAAAGAGGAACUAAGAAUGAAGGUGGAGAAGCAGAAGAGUCACAUACCACAUUGAGCUUCAAGGGAAGAGGGAUACUAAACUAUUUUGUGUCCCUAGCAAGAACAUAUGAGCCUUACACAUUUUUUCAAGCUCGGUUUGAUGACACCAAUACAAGGAGUCUUAUUCAGGAGAUGUCAAUGGAAGAGAGAAAAAUAUUUGAGUUCGAUAUCAAAAGCAUUGAUUGGGAGCAUUACAUUGUGAACGUUCAUCUUCCAGGUCUCAAAAGAGAAAUCUGUAAGGAAAACUCAAGUUGAAA